CAUCCCUUUAAAAGCUCGUCGUCUCAAGUUCGUAUAUACACCUCUGUACCACUUCGUUUCUGCUCACCUACUGCCAAUUUCUACCCACAGACUCUUGCCCAUCCCCUACACAGUCUCUUCCUCAACAAAACAGCAGCUUUAUUAGCCACAAGUCUCCGAGUAACACCGAAAUGAUUUCUACUACUCUCCUCAACUCCCUGCUCCUCGUUGCCGCAGCAAGCAUCUCUCUCGCUAGCCCGAUACAACAGCCUCUCCCCAUCUUGCCUCGCUACUCAGUAGCAAACGAGCACCUAGAAGUCCUGUCCAUGCGAGCGUCGGCAGAUGUAGACCCUUCAGCGGUUUCCGAAGUGAGGUGUAUAGACCCGAACGUAAACAUCGUCUUCCACGACCAGAACGUAGCCGAGCUCAACAUCUGCGACGGCAUCGCAGGCACCAUCACGAAAUGCGGCGGCUCGCCCCAGAGCACCGUCGGCCGCUCCGGCACUGCUGAGUUCACCCUACGCGCCACUGCCACGGACGCUACCAUCAACAUCUCCAAAGGCCGUUGGGAGGGCUGCGUACGCGCUGCCAGAGCUAUCUGCCCAACUGGUAGCAUGAGCGGCACGUGUACCGGUGGAGCGACGUUGGGUAACGUGGACUUCACUCUCGAUUCACCGUCAUGAGCCAGCCGGCCAGCCAUUAAAUCCAUGGUGAUAUGAAAAUCAUCCCAGCCAAAGCCAGAGCCACGACGGGUACUCCGACGUAGGCGUACGGGCUUCGGAGCACUCCCAAUUAUUUCGGGACUUCGAAAUAUGUAGGUAGUUAUAGCGUUUGCUUGCUUGAAGCGGGAGCUGGCUUGUUUUAUUUAUACUUGCCGCUACCUGCCGUCGUUCACAGAUAGAUAGAAAGGCCACUUUGCGCCCUUUCUCCGAAAUCAGAACUGUAUAUGUAUAUAUAUCUCUUCCAAUAAAAAACCAUUGCGCGA
Hypoxylon fragiforme is the source of this 964-nucleotide messenger RNA. RefSeq lists its product as uncharacterized. NCBI's taxonomy places the organism in Eukaryota, Fungi, Ascomycota, Sordariomycetes, Xylariales, Hypoxylaceae. The transcript has 3 exons. The record is from RefSeq and is a predicted model, not a curated record. Bases 171 to 662 code for a protein of 163 amino acids.